AUGAAUGGCGCCGGCGAGACAAACUCCGGUAACAAUGUUGCCGCCACCAGCAGUACCACGACAACGACAACAACAACAGUAGCGACACCAAGGCGAAAUGGACCCAUGCCGAAUUUCGUGCAGGUCGCCAAAAGCUAUGUCUUUGAACAGGAGAUCCAGCAGUGUCUCAAGGAGACUGGUGUCAGUCAGGCGAGAGAGGACAGCAUGAGACUGGCCGGUGUACAGUGGAUCGAAAAUGUCCGGAGGGCGUUGAAAUUACCGGUCAGGACAUUCAAUACCGCUGUCAUGUACUAUCAUAAAUUCCGACUACAACAUUCUGAUGGAGAGUACGAUUUCGUGCAUGCUGCUGCUGCCGCUCUCUUCUCUGCAUGUAAAGUUGAAGACACAUUAAAAAAGUCGCGAGACAUUCUCUGCGCCGCACACAACCUGAAAGCCGGUCGACACGAGCAAUUAUCUCCAGACGAUCAGUUCUUCGAACACCAAUCCAGAGCCAUCAUCGGUCUAGAACGCCUCAUGUUAGAAGCAUCCGGAUUUGACUUUCGGAGUCGUCAUCCACAGGAACUGCUCAUCAAACUGGCAAAAUUUUACAGAUUUGAAAAGACCUCGCAAGUUGUCAAGACGGCUUACUCCAUGUCUCUCGACCUCUACCGUACCUUUGCACCCCUGAAGCAGCAGUCGGCCACUCUCGCUUUUGCCUGUCUGGAGCUCGCAGGAAGACUGCUGGGCGAAGAGCAUCAGGAGAUCUGGUCCGGUGUGGACUACUCAAGUUGGAAAAUCAACCGGGCGCUCGUCAUGGAAACCCUACUCGACCUCCUUGAACUCUACACACACCACCGCAACCAAACGGCCAUCGGCCCCGAAUUCCCCGUCGACGUAUUCCUCUCCGUACGCAUCCCCCUCAACCAAGAAUCCGAAGCCCGCCGCCUCCCGCGUUUCACGGAAUGGCUCAAAAUCCCCAACGAGAAGAACGUCUCGGGCUAUGGUCCUGUGGCUCUAAAUGGUGCAGCCAAUGGUUCCCAUCAUUCCCGCUCCUCAAGCAAAAACGUCAGCCCCAAGGAUAUGACGAGUCCCAGCACGAACUCGAGUUCUGGCCCGGGCAGUGGCAGUACAGCUGCCACCAGCGUCCCUGGUGCUAGACCGAGAAUUGGCGAGAGAGGGCGCGAGGGCACGAUUCGCUUCAUCCUCAAUCCUGAUCGCGAAAGGGAGGAGAGGGAGAUCGUGGACACGUUUCGCAGGGCAUAA
Exophiala bonariae is the source of this 1242-nucleotide messenger RNA. RefSeq lists its product as uncharacterized. Gene Ontology annotation, cellular component: nucleus; cyclin/CDK positive transcription elongation factor complex. Gene Ontology annotation, molecular function: cyclin-dependent protein serine/threonine kinase activator activity. The record is from RefSeq and is a predicted model, not a curated record. Gene Ontology annotation, biological process: positive regulation of DNA-templated transcription, elongation; regulation of transcription by RNA polymerase II. Bases 1 to 1242 code for a protein of 413 amino acids. The transcript is spliced from 5 exons. NCBI's taxonomy places the organism in Eukaryota, Fungi, Ascomycota, Eurotiomycetes, Chaetothyriales, Herpotrichiellaceae.